This is a messenger RNA of Galeopterus variegatus (Sunda flying lemur), 1035 nucleotides long. It is a transcript of the gene METTL21C, whose product is annotated as methyltransferase like 21C. Bases 5 to 760 code for a protein of 251 amino acids. Gene Ontology annotation, molecular function: protein-lysine N-methyltransferase activity. Gene Ontology annotation, cellular component: cytoplasm; cytosol. The record is from RefSeq and is a predicted model, not a curated record. The transcript is spliced from 4 exons. Gene Ontology annotation, biological process: peptidyl-lysine methylation. Lineage: Eukaryota; Metazoa; Chordata; Mammalia; Dermoptera; Cynocephalidae.
GGGUAUGGACGUGUGUCUGAGCUCCGCAGGUGGCUGGUUGGAGGCAGAGAACGAGGGGGAUCUCCAGAAAGACAGCGCCCGGGGACCCCCAGGAGAUGCUAACAAGAUAGAACCGUCUCUUCAUAGCCUGCAGAAAUUGGUCCCUACAGAUUAUGGCAGCUACACUCAGGAGCGGUAUCGGUUUGCGGGCAAGGACAUUGUCAUUCAGGAAUCAAUAGAGAGUUACGGAGCCGUGGUGUGGCCAGGGGCCACGGCUUUGUGUCAGUAUUUGGAGGAACAUACAGAGGAACUGAAUCUCCAAGAUGCUAAAAUACUUGAAAUUGGUGCUGGACCGGGCCUUGUUUCCAUUGUGGCCACUCUUUUAGGAGCUCAAGUCACAGCAACAGAUUUGCCCGAUGUCCUGGGAAACCUUCAAUAUAAUCUUUUAAAAAACACAUUAAAAUGUACAGCACAUCUGCCUGAGGUGAAGGAACUGGUGUGGGGGGAAGACCUGGAACAAAACUUCCCCAAGUCAGCUCUCUAUUACGAUUACGUUCUGGCCUCCGAUGUGGUCUACCACCACUACUCCCUGGACAAGCUGCUCACCACCAUGGCCUACUUGUCCCAGCCAGGCACGGUGCUGCUUUGGGCAAACAAGUUCAGAUUCAGCACCGAUUAUGAAUUUUUAGAUAAAUUCAAGCAAGUUUUUGAUGCAACACUCUUGGCUGAAUAUCCAGAGUCAUCCGUCAAACUUUUUAAGGGGAUACUUAAAUGGGACUAAUCAAACAAAUGACUUUCAAAAUAUUAGUGUAUCUUUUGAGCUGUGUUAGAAAUUGCAUUGCCAAUAAAAGAUGUCUUUUCUAUGAUCGAGAAGGUAGUGGGUAGAAACAACUUAUAUCCCUAGAAUAAAUGUAACAAUACUGCAGCAACUUUUAAAUAACUUAAGAUUAUUUGGUUAAUAUAAAUAUCUACAAUGAAUAACAUAAAAAACAUGAAAGCAGCUUUCUUGACUUCCAAAAAUCUCAAUUAUGUGUUUAAUAAAUUUUACAUGAGUAA